Messenger RNA from Amoebophrya sp. A25, 216 nucleotides. The record is from the annotation of a GenBank genome assembly. NCBI's taxonomy places the organism in Eukaryota, Dinophyceae, Syndiniales, Amoebophryaceae.
GGGUAAUGCGAAAACAAGCCUGAUGUCGAAAGCGUCGACAUCCGGGAGGGCAACGAUAUCAGGAACAGAAAGCGAGCUAGAUCAGAAGGGAACGUCCUAUCUCACAGACGAGGCCCAAAACAGGCAGCGCGGAACUGAGACCAAAAGGCUUAAGGCAAGGACGACUAGUAACGUCUUGUUGAAGGGCUCCGAUGAGGGAAUUUCUGUGCCUCCUAG